AUGUCCGCCAUCACACUCUUGUUCGUAGUCAUCUACGUGUUUGGCUUAAUGUUCAUGCAGGGCUUGCAGUCGUAUAUUGUUAGAGACAACGCCGAUCCAUUGGUAGUUCUUCAACUGGAGGCUUUUUUUGGAUCCCCAGCUGACACCUUAUUCACUCUGCUGAACGUUAUCACUGGUGGAGAUUGGGAAGACGUGGCCACUACGUUGAGGGACAUCGAACCCUCUUACCAGUGGUUUUUCUUAGCGUACAUUACGUUCACUGUUCUUUGUAUCUUGAACAUUCUCAACGGAGUGUUCGUUACCGUUGCCAUCGAAUCCGCCCAGACGAACAAGGAGUUGGCUAUCCAGAGUACCCAAUACAAGACUAGGGCUCUCAUAGAACAGAUGGUGGAAUGGUUCAUCGAGGCAGACAAAGACAUGUCAAACAAGGUCUCUUAUGAGGAGCUGCACGAUCUCAUGCGAGACGACAAAGUGCGGGCUUUUCUGCGGGCCCACGGCAUUGAUGUCGCGAGCACUGCCCAGGUAUUCUUUCUUCUGGACCGGGACGGUACUGGGGAGAUCGAGCCUGAAGAAUUUGUUGACAAUUUGAUCCUGCUGCAGGGUAGCGCGAAGGCUCUUGAUUUAGCAUCAUUGCGCGUGGUCUGCGAUGACUUGACUCAGAAGUUUGAUGAUCUGGAUGACAUGAUGCGUAGACAUAUCGUUGGCCUGGGCCCACCUGCUACUCCGUCUCGCCGUCAAGCAAAGAUUCCUGGCGGGCUCGGGUGUGGACUUCGGCUUGGAUGGGAUGGGCCAGAAGACGACCCAACUUCGUCAAGACCAAACAGUUUUGGGCAGCCGAUGUCUGUAAGCAGUAUGUUCUAUCGCCAGGUGACCAGGUGA
This is a messenger RNA of Prorocentrum cordatum, 879 nucleotides long. The record is from the annotation of a GenBank genome assembly. Lineage: Eukaryota; Dinophyceae; Prorocentrales; Prorocentraceae.